AUGCGCCGCCCGGGCCCCCCCCCGCUGCUGGCCGCCGCCGCCGCUGCCGCCGCCAUGGCCUCGCUCGGCCCCCCCGGCGCCCUGGGGGCCCCCGCCCCCCGCGGGAGCCUGCCGCCGGGCCGGGUGCCCCUGGCCCCCCCCUACGCCGUGGUGCUCAUCUCCUGCUCCGGCCUCCUGGCCUUCGUCCUCCUCCUCCUCACCUGCCUCUGCUGCAAGCGGGGCGACGUCGGCUUCAAGGAGUUCGAGAACCCGGACGGCGAGGAGGACUCGGGCGAGUUCACGCCGCCCGCCGAGGAGACCUCGUCCUCCCAGUCGCUGCCCGAGGUCUACGUCCUGCCCCUGGCCGAGGUGGGGCCCCCGCCCCCCGGCCCGCCACCCCCCCCGGCUGACCCCGCCGCCCCCCCGGGGCUGAGCCGCCGCCACCUCAGCUACCUGCAGGAGAUCGGCAGCGGCUGGUUCGGCAAGGUGAUCCUCGGGGAGCUGCUGGCGGCCGCCAGCCCGGCGCCCGUGGUGGUGAAGGAGCUGCGGGCGGGCGCCGGCCCCCCGGAGCGGAGACGCUUCCUGGCCGAGGCGCAGCCCUACCGGAGCCUGCGGCACCCCAACCUGCUGCAGUGCCUGGGGCUGUGCGGCGACGGGGCCCCGCUGCUGCUCGUCAUGGAGUACUGCCAGCUGGGCGACCUGAAGCGGUACCUGCGGGCGCAGCGGGGGGCGGGGGGGCGCCCCCCCGAGCUGCCCCCCCGCGGCCUGGCCACGCUGCAGCGCCUGGCGCUCGAGGUGACGCUGGCCCUGCGCCACCUGCACCGCCACGGCUACGUGCACAGCGACCUGGCGCUCCGCAACUGCCUGCUGACGUCGGAGCUGACGGUGCGGGUGGGGGACUACGGGCUGUCGCACAGCCACUACCGGGAGGACUACUACGUGACGGCGGAGCGGCUGUGGGUGCCGCUGCGCUGGGUGGCCCCGGAGCUGCUGCGGGAGACGCGCGGGACCCUCUCCGUGGGCGACCAGAGCAGGGAGAGCAACGUCUGGUCGCUGGGGGUGACGCUGUGGGAGCUGUUCGAGUUCGGCAGCCAGCCCUACCGGCACCUCUCCGACGACGAGGUCCUGGCCUUCGUCCUGCGCGAGCAGCAGAUGACGCUGGCCAAGCCCCGCCUCAAGCUGCCCCACUCCGACUGCUGGUUCGAGGUGCUACAGUCGUGCUGGCGCCCGGCGCCGCAGCGACCGUCGCUGGAGGAGCUGCACCGGCGGCUGAGCCGACUGUCGCGGCAGCGUCCGCCGCCCCGGCCGGGCCCCCGGCGCCCGGGCUCGACCCACCGCUCCCCCCCGCCGCCGCCGCCGCCGCCGCCCCCCCCGCCGCCCCCCCCCUCCGCCUUCCCGCUGCUCGACGGCGUCGCCGGCCCCCGCCCGGGCCCCCAGCGGGACCCCGACCCCGACGACGUGCUGACCGUCACCGCCAGCAGCCGCGGCCUGGGCUUCGAGUGCCUCUGGGAACGCGGCGGCGGCGGCGGGGGGGGACACGGCAAGGCCCCCCCCGUUCCCCCCCCGCCGGGGACGCCCGGGCUGCUGCCCGUCCUCGGGGCCCGCAGCCCCUCGGGGGGGAGCGAGUACUACAUCCGCCUGGAGCAGCACGGGGCGCCGACGGUGACGGUGACGACGACGACGACGACGGAGCCGCGGGGACGAUGGGGACAGCGGGGACGCGGGCGGCCGGGCUCGCUGGCCGACGGAGCCGACGGGCCACCCGCGUCCCCCUGGGAGAGCCACGCGGCGCUGGAGAUGUCCCCUCUGGCACCGGACGCGUCCCCGUGGGAGGACACGUCGCCUUCGGCACCGGUGACAGCCCCUUUGGCACGAGAGACGUCUUCAUGGGCGCAGGUGUCACCUUCGGCGCUGGAGAUGUCCCCUCUGGCGCCUGAGAUGGCCCCAUGGGAGCAGGUGUCACCUUCGGCGCUGGAGAUGUCCCCGUUGGCACCAGAGACGUCCCCAUGGGAGGACACAUCGCCUUCGGCACCCAAGAUGGCCCCUUCCGCACGAGAGACGUCCUCAUGGGCGCACGUGUCACCUUCGGCGCUGGAGAUGUCCCCUCUGGCACCAGACACGUCCUCAUGGACACAGAUGUCACCUUCGGCACCCAAGAUGUCCCCGUUGGCACCAGACACGUCCCCAUGGGAGGACACGUCGCCUUCGGCACCCAAGAUGGCCCCUUCGGCGCAAGAGACGUCUUCAUGGGCGCAAGUGUCACCUUCGGCGCUGGAGAUGUCCCCUCUGGCACCAGAGACGUCCCCAUGGGCAGAGAUGUCACCUUCGGCACCCAAGAUGUCCCCUCUGGCACCAGACACGUCCCCAUGGGAGGACACAUUGCCUUCGGCACCCAAGAUGGCCCCUUUGGCGCAAGAGACGUCUUCAUGGGCGCACGUGUCAUCCUCAGCGCUGGAGAUGUCCCCUCUGGCCCCAGACACGUCCUCAUGGGCAGAGAUGUCACCUUCGGCCCCCAAGAUGGCCCCUUUGGCACGAGAGACGGCCCCAUGGGUGCAGGUGUCACCUGCGGCGCUGGAGAUGGCCCCGUUGGCACCAAACGCGUCCCCAUGGGAGGACAUGUCACCUUCAGCACCCAAGACGGCCCCUUUGGCACGAGAGACGUCCCCAUGGGCGCAAGUGUCAUCUUCAACGCCGGAGAUGGUCCCUUCAGCACGAGAGGCGUCCUCAUGGGCGCAGGUGUCACCUUCGGCACCCAAGAUGGCCGCUUUGUCGCCAGACACGUCCCCAUGGGAGAAGAACACAUCGCCUUCGGCACCCAAGAUGGCCCCUUCCGCACGAGAAACAGCCCCAUGGGCGCAGGUGUCAUCUUCAACGCCGGAGAUGUCCCCUUUGGCACCAGACACGUCCUCAUGGGCAGAGAUGUCACCUUCGGCACCCAAGAUGUCCCCUUUGGCACCAGAGACGGCCCCAUGGGCAGAGAUGUCACCUUCAGCACCAGAGACGUCCCUUUCGGCACGAGAGACGACCUCAUGGGCAGAGAUGUCACCUUCGGCACCCAAGAUGGCCCCUUUGGCACCAGACACGUCCCCGUGGGAGAAGAACACGUCACCUUCAGCACCCAAGAUGGCCCCUUUGGCACCAGAGACGUCCCCACGGGCUCAGGUGACGUCCCCUUCCGCACCGGAGACGUCCCCUCCGGCACCAGAGACGUCCCCGUGGGCACGGAUGUCCUCUUUGGCACCGGCGACGUCCCCGUGGGCGCAGACGUCACCUUCAGCACCGGAGACGUCCCCUCCGGCACCAGAGACGUCCCCGUGGGCACGGAUGUCCUCUUUGGCACCGGCGACGUCCCCGUGGGCGCAGACGUCACCUUCAGCACCGGAGACGUCCCCUCCGGCACCAGAGACGUCCCCGUGGGCACGGAUGUCCUCUUUGGCACCGGCGACAUCCCCGUGGGCGCAGACGUCACCUUCAGCACCGGAGACGUCCCCUCCGGCACCAGAGACGUCCCCGUGGGCGCGGACGUCACCGUCGGCAGCAGGGACGUCCCCUUGGACGGACACGGCGGCGCCCAGGACACAAGGGACGUCCCCGUGGGCGCCGAUGUCACCGUCGGCACCGCAGACGUCCCCUUUGGCACCGGAGACGUCAUCUUGGACGGCCGGGACGUCCCCGCGGGCGCCGAUGUCACCGACGGCACGUGGGACGUCCCCUUUGGCAGCGGGGACGUCCCCUUGGACGGAAGGGACAGGGCCCGGGGCGCGCCAGGUGCCACCCCCGCCGCAAGGGACGUCCCCUCGGACACGAGUGACAGCGCCGGGGCCACCGCGGGAGGGUUUUCCCGGGGCGGGCGGGGCCGGAGGGGGCGGGGCCUCCCCCCUGGCUCCGCCCGCCCCCGUCCCGCCCCCAGGGACCGCGGCGGGGACCGGGGACCGGCGGGGACCCCCCCGGGGCGGGGGGCACCCGCCGGGGUCCCCCUCGGUGGUGGGCGCCGGCGUCCCCGCGGCCGUGGCCGUGCCACCGCCGGCCGAGGGCCCCGAGGAGGGGCAGAGGGUGGCCCUGGUGGCCGGGGACCUCGGGGACAAGCUGCCAAGAGACGUCCCCAGAGGGGACACCAGCGAGGUGCCAAGAGACGUCCCCAGAGGGGACACCGGCGAGGUGCCCAGGAGGGGACCCCGAAAGGUGUCCCCAGAGGUCCCCAGAGAGGUCACCCAAGGGGACCCCGAAAGGGGCUCCGAGGAGGUGCCAACAGAUGUCCCCAAAGGGGUCCCCGGCCAGGUCCCCAAAGGGGUCACCAAGGAAACGCCUGGAGAUGUCCCCCAAGGGGUCCCCAAGGAGAUGGUCGGAGAUGUCCCCAAAGGGGUCCCCAAGGAGGUGCCAACAGAUGUCCCCAAAGGGGUCACCAAGGAAAUGUCACCAGAUGUCCCCAAAAGGGUCCCCGGCCAAGUCCCCGAAGGGGUCACCAAGGAGAUGGUCGGAGAUGUCCCCAAAGGGGUCCCCAAGGAGGUGCCAACAGAUGUCCCCAAAGGGGUCACCAAGGAAAUGUCACCAGAUGUCCCCAAAGGGGUCCCCGGCCAAGUCCCCGAAGGGGUCACCAAGGAGAUGCUCGGAGAUGUCCCCAAAGGGGUCCCCAAGGAGGUGCCCAGAGAUGUCCCCGAAGGGAUCCCCGGCCAAGUCCCCGAAGGGGUCACCAAGGAGGUGCCAACAGAUGUCCCCAAAAGGGUCCCCAAGGAAACACCUGGAGAUGUCCCCAAAAAGUUCCCCGGAGAUGUCCCCAAGGAGGUGCCACCAGAUGUCCCCAAAGGGGUCUCCAAGGAGAUGCUCAGAGAUGUCCCCAAAGGGGUCCCCAAAGAAACACCUGGAGAUGUCCCCAAAGGGGUCCCCAAGGAGGUGCCCGGAGAUGUCCCCAAAAGGGUCCCCAAGGAAAUGCCACCAGAUGUCCCCCAAGGGGUCCCCAAGGAGGUGCCCGGAGAUGUCCCCAAAAGGGUCCCCAAGGAAAUGCCACCAGAUGUCCCCGAAAGGGUCCCCAAGGAGAUGUCUGGAGAUGUCCCCAAGGAGAUGCUCAGAAACGUCCCCCAAGGGGUCCCCAGGGAGGUGUGCCAGGAGCGGCUGCAGGUGACGCUGCGGGAGGACGUCACCCGCAAGCUGCUGGCCCCCCGCCAGCGGCCCGGGGACGGGGGGGCCGCCGAGGCGGGGGGGGGCGGCGGCGAGGGCCCCCCCCCGGCCCCCGGGGCCCCCCCGGCCCCCCCCAGCAGCGCCGACAUCCGAGCCAAGGCGUCGCGGCUGUCGCUGGCGCUGCCCCCGCUGGCGCUGCGGCCCUUCCCCAGCCGGGGCCCGCGGAAGGCGCGGUGGGAGGCGGCGGAGGCGCCGGCGGCCCCGGAGCAGCAGCAGCAGCAGCAGGAGGAGGAGGAGGAGGAGGAGGAGGAAGAGGAGGCGGAGGAGGAGGCGGCGGAGGCGGCGGCGCGCUGGGGCCGCCCGGGCGGGGCGGGGGCGGGGGCGGGGGCCGGGGCCGGGGCCGGGGCCGGGGCCGGGGCCGCGGCGGUGCCCGUCGUCGUGAGCCGCUGGGACGGGCGCGGCCUGCGGGGGCUCCUCAAGUCGCCGCGCGCCGCGGCCGAGGCGGCGGCGGAGCUGGCGCGCAAGCGCAAGAUGGUCUCCUUCUUCGAUGACGUCACCGUCUACCUCUUCGACCAGGAGACGCCCACCAACGAGCUGAGCUGCCAGAGCGGCGCCGAGGGCGAGGGCGCCGCCCCCGAUGGCCUCCCGCCCGCCGACGGCCCCGGCGGGGGGGAGGCCGAGCUGGGCCCCCCCGGCACCCAGCCCCACGGCGCCCUGCCCCACGGCGAGCCCCGGCGCGGCACCCGCUUCACCGUGUCGCCCGCCCUCGAGCCCCCCCGGGGCCCCCCCGAGCCCGAGCGCCCCACGGCCCCCCCCAUCGAGAACUGAGACGGGGGCCGGACCCCCCCCCCGGGACCCCACUUGGGGGGCAGCGACCCCCCCCCGAGGGGGGGGCAGGACCGGACCGGGGGGGCCCCGCGCCCCCCCCAGCACCUUUUCUACACUGACUUUGGGGGGAGCCCCAAAACCGGGGGGUUUCACCCCAAAAGGGGGGGGGGACCUGCCCCCCCCGACCCCGACCCAGCGAGGGGGGGCCCGGCCCCCCAUGUAGCCCCCCCAGUGCCCCACUGGGGGGUCCCGGGGGCGACCCCAGCCCCCCCCCGGCGAUGGGGGGGGCCCAAAUUUGGGGGGGGGAGGGGGUGGUUGGGGGGGGUCGCAUUAAAAGAAACUGGA
Dromaius novaehollandiae (emu) is the source of this 6267-nucleotide messenger RNA. RefSeq names its product serine/threonine-protein kinase LMTK3-like. Gene Ontology annotation, biological process: protein phosphorylation. The coding region runs from base 1 to 5922 and encodes 1973 amino acids. Lineage: Eukaryota; Metazoa; Chordata; Aves; Casuariiformes; Dromaiidae. The record is from RefSeq and is a predicted model, not a curated record. The transcript has 17 exons. Gene Ontology annotation, molecular function: ATP binding; protein kinase activity.